GAGUAGCAGACAUAUAUCACAUUGUGAAUACUGUACGUUUUUGCUCUUGACAGCACGACAAAGCAAAUCUCCCAUUUUUUAUCUUACAGCGCUUGCGUAAUCAUUGAAAUUAUGCACAUUUUCCUUCCCAUUCGAAGUUGCGACGAUUCUCAGAAGAUAGCCCCUACACAAAGUUGCUACGGCAAGGGAACUUUUUACACGCAAGCGCUCAUACGGUCAACUCCCAUGCAACUCUUCUGAUUGUAAUAGUUUGAAAUCAAAACGCAAUCGAGCAAUUAUAAAAAAUGGCAGACAUGUUACCAACCGACGCCAGCCACACACUGUUUCGAAACAUAAAUUAUAGGUCCGACAUGGAAUACGUGAUGAAAGUCGCAAAAAUCUUGUUAACACCCGUUGGUGUCUGGCCUCUUUACAAGACUGAUUCCACGUUUGAGAAGAUAAGAUACGUUUUCUGGACGAGCUUCAUAUUUAGUUUGAUGUGUUUACUUGUUCCACAUGUCAUAUAUACCUUCUUCGAUGCGGAGGACUUGACAAGAUACAUGAAAGUGAUAGCCGCUCAAGUAUUCAGUCUUCUGGGUAUCGUCAAAUUCUGGACGAUGAUCAUCAACAAAGAUGACAUCAAGUAUUGUCUGAAAGAAAUGGAGAUUCAAAUAAGGGACGUGGAAAGUGAGGAGGAUCGAUUAGUGAUGGUGAAAUACGCCAAAUUGGGAAGACAAUUAACGAUUAUGUACAUAGGAUUAUUAUAUGGUGGUGCGUUGCCUUACCACAUAAUUAUGCCGUUGGUGGCGGAUAAGAUUGUCAGAGAGGAUAAUACGACACAAUUGCCUCUGCCAUAUCUCAGCGACUACAUCUUUUUCGUGGUGGAGAGUUCGCCGUUUUACGAGAUCCUCUUCGUCACACAGAUCAUCUUCAGUACUCUCAUUUUAUCAACAAACUGUGGCGUUUACAGCUUGAUUGCUACCUGCAUAAUGCACGCCUGCUGUCUGUUCGAGAUCAGCCGCAGACACAUCGAAACCUUUUUGAACAACGAAACUGAUGAUCUUCACAAACGAUUUGGUCAGAUAGUCGUACAUCAUAUGCGAGCUCUCAGAUUUACUGAGAUGAUCGAAAAAUCAUUCAACUUUGUCUUUUUAUCCGAAAUGGUUGGAUGCACUAUUAUCAUAUGUUUUCUUGAAUAUGGCGUUCUCAAGGAAUGGGAAGACAAUCAAAUAUUUGGUACAAUUAUAUAUUUUAUUUUAGUAAUUUCAAUUUUAGUAAACGUCUUUACCUUAUCAUCUAUCGGUGAUCGUCUUAAAGAGGAGAGCAUAAAAAUCGGAGAGGCGUCGUAUUGUAUCAACUGGUAUGCAUUUCCUGCGAAGAAUGUGAAUGGUUUAGUCAUGGUGAUGAUCAGAUCAAAUCGUCCAUCAACAUUGACAGCUGGUAAAAUAUUUGAUAUCUCUCUUCAAGGUUUUUGCGAUGUAUGCAAAACAUCAGCGGCGUAUCUUAAUUUCAUUCGAAUGGUUGCGGCGUAAAACGUGAUUAUCCUAAAUAUCAUUCGCUGCA
Nylanderia fulva is the source of this 1542-nucleotide messenger RNA. RefSeq names its product odorant receptor 82a-like. Gene Ontology annotation, molecular function: olfactory receptor activity; odorant binding. The record is from RefSeq and is a predicted model, not a curated record. Gene Ontology annotation, cellular component: plasma membrane. NCBI's taxonomy places the organism in Eukaryota, Metazoa, Arthropoda, Insecta, Hymenoptera, Formicidae. Gene Ontology annotation, biological process: sensory perception of smell; detection of chemical stimulus involved in sensory perception of smell.